Molecule: messenger RNA, 2640 nt
Organism: Marmota flaviventris (yellow-bellied marmot)
Lineage: Eukaryota; Metazoa; Chordata; Mammalia; Rodentia; Sciuridae
Source: RefSeq, a predicted model, not a curated record
AUGAGGGAAGUGAGUGGCCUCCAGAUUCUGCAGUCCAAAAUGAAGUGGCACCACCUGGAGAAUGCAAUUAAUGAACUAUGGAAUGCCUUUGCGGGCCUGCUGUGUCAUCAGUCCAUGGUCCUGGCCAUCAACUCCAGCUUUGUGGAUCCCGUACUGCAGUAUGAAACUCAGCUGAACGUAACUGAAGCAUCCUUUAGAAUGCUAUUAGCCCUACCAAACUUUGGAAAGUUGAGAGCACUGGGGAUUGGCAAUGAGGACCUCGAGGACCAGGAGAGUUUAUAUCAAAAUAUUUUACACAUAUUUGAGGACACUCUUCUGAUCUUAGUGUCUAAAGACCUCUACAAACUACAGAUCCUAAGGGAAAUGGUUUUGUGGGUGAAAGAAGAGCGUUUGUACCUGCAAGAGGAAGCACUGACGAUCAUCAGCAGGGUGUUAUGCUUUGCAUCUAAGAAAGUCCUAGGAGAUACAAGCGUGGACGCCCCGUGUCUGGGUGUCCUGGCCGCAGAGCUGUCUCUCCUGUGUUGUCAUGCUGACAGUGACAUCAUGAACCAGGCCUCCAUGGGACUGCACCACCUGCUCUGCAUUGCCAAGUGGCAGAACGAUUAUAUAGGAAUUCAGGCCCUGAAGUACCCAGCCAAACCCAAGAAGGAGAGUCAUCUUUGGUCUUUGGUGCAGAGUGUAGGAAAUACUUUACUGCCCUCCUUGCUGACUGACUUUGUGUGGACCCUCCUGAUGAAACUGUCUGAAGCCAGUUUUGAAAUUGCCUCUGAGGCAGCCUCUAUCCUGAAGCUGACUCUGCAGUAUCACUCCCAGAAGGUCAUCAUGGUGUCUAAGAUUGUGAAUUUUAUUUAUAAGAAGCUGUGUGAAGAUCCCUCCCACAGCAUGAAGCACUCUAUGCUGCGGGUCACCACCUUGCUGACGCGCACUUCACCCAAGAAGGUCAUCUUUCAACUCAUGGACUACCCGGUGCCCGCUGAUGACACUCUAAUACUGAUGUGGCAAGCGGCGGGUUCCGAGGGCAGCGUGGCCCCUCUCGUGCUGAAGACUAUCCUUCUGAUCCUGAAGGGAAAGCCCGGAGAGACGGAGGAGGACAUGGAGGAAAAGAGGCGCUUCUCCCUGGACGCCACCAACAUGAUGCCUGUGGCGGCGUCGCAGGCCCUGUGCACGUUUCUGCCCGUGGGCUCUUACAAGAAGGCCGUGGCCCAGUUCUUCCCGCACCUCCUGUUGGCCCUCAUGCUGCAGCUCUUCUACAGCAGCCAGCUGAGAGUGAUGCCCCAGGACAGGCCGCUCUAUGCCCGGGACGCCCUGAGAGCUCUGCUGAACUCUUCCGGAUUACAAGAGGUGGAUGCUGCUCUGAAGAAAAAGAACUGCUGGAACCAGUUUUCCCAAGCACUGUAUCACCAACUCGGGGUUCACCUCAUUGCCAAAACUCUCAGCGAGUUCAACUUCCCACAGUUUCCAGAGACUCUACAUUAUUUCUACAAGAUCUCCGUGGAAGGUCCUAGAAGGUCCGAAGACAAUAUCGUCACAAUAAUAUUCUUCACUGAACUUCUGAAUAACUUCUUCAAGGACCCAUUCCCAGAAGAAUUUAUGGUCCUCUACAAAAACUGGAUCAACGAUUCCAACCCUGUGGUUAGCAAGUUGAGUCUCCAGAAAAUCGCCAACAUGGCCCCCGUCAUCAAUGAGAUAGAAAAUGUCUGCAGCCUACUGACAUCCAUCCUGGAAGCCUUCCAUUCCAAGGAACACACCGUUGUCAUCCGGGCCUUGCUCACCCUCCGGAAACUUCUAUGCAAACUGGACAGGGUGAUCUACUCCUCACUGUGCGCCAAAAUCGCUUCCAGCUACUGUCCUCUGAUGGAUCACAGCAAUGGGGGUAUUCGGAGCAUGGCCAUUCGACACUUUGGUGAGUUGCUGAAGGAUAUGAGUCAGUACACCUGGAUGCUGAACCCUUUGGCCCUUGGAGCCUUGGUGCCCCUGAUCCUGUUUUUGGAGGACAAGGAGAUAAGAGUCUCAAAAGCAUGUAAAUACACAUUAAGAAUCUGUGCCUCACAACUGAGGUGGCCCACACCAGUUUUUCUCAAAGAUGAAAAUUACAACUUUGAGCUGGUGGUGCUCAACAUCUGUAACCACCUUGCGGCUUCUCACGAGAGCUACAUUACAGAUUUAAUAUCUGAUACCUUAGGGUUCCUGGGGAGCUCCCGGCCAUACCUGAGGAGAGGAUCGGUUAUUUUAGUAGGGUACUUGGCACAGUUGGGUGCGUAUUUACUACUCAGAGAUGAAAUCGAAGUCAUGCUGGAGGUUAUUGAAAAAGCAGUCCGGGAUGAAGACCCAGUGAUUCGGGAGUUAGCAAAAAAAACCCGUGAUAUUUUUAGGGAAAUAGCCCACACGAUGACCUCCUCAACUAUCAAACAAACCUUCCGAAGAUGGUUUAAGUUCAUGUACACCAGAAAAUUGAAGCCUCUUUACAACUGGCCCAAGGACUACACCCACCCCCCUGUAGAUCCUACGAAAGGCAAUAAGGAGGGCUUCGUGGAAGAGGAGGAGGAGGAAGAGGAGCAGGAGAUUUUGAUCAAGAGCGACAGGUGCGAGGCCAUCUUGAAGCAGCCCAAGGAGGGCGAGUCAGAUUUCCCCUCCCUCUGA